GGAAGAUCAAGACGAAGAAGAACCAAGGCUACUCAAGAAUGGAAUUAACAAGGGAAAUGGCGGUCUUUUUGUGACAUUUUUAGCACUGUUGGUUAUUCUGAAACCUCGAGAUCAUGUAUUUUCACUGUCGUGGCGUUAGGAAACAGGAUAGACCCCUAUCUUGAACUUUCCAUCCAAGCCAAGGCCAACUGGCAGUGCAGCGCAGGUCAACGACUUGCACGCAAGUGCUAUUGGUAGCGGUAUUGUAUUCGCUUUAUCAUUGCCUGGACCUGUGUGAAGGAAAUUAAUGAGAUUGAUCGUUAAGAGGAAAGAUCGCCCCGCGCCUAUCCUACCGCCCUAGGCAUUCUGUUGUUGGUCUAAUACUCUGGGUCUAGACUACUAGAUUUAGGCUUAGCCCUGACAUUAGACUAAUUCUGCUUCACUGUAGUGGACUCAUUAGGCAUAUGAAUGGUAAUAAAAUGGCUGAAAAUGGAUCAGAAACCUCUGACAUCAGUCAGACUUCAGAUCAAAUUAAGGAAGAUGAGGGAAAACAAGAUCAAGAAGAAGAUGAAUUCCUCCCUGAAAAGGUGACGUCACCAGCAGGAGAGGAAUCAGAUAAUUCUAUCCUGCCUCGACGGUCCAGUCUUAUCAAGGAUUCAGCAAAGAAAAAGCCACGUAAAAAGACGGUUUCAUUCUCGAGUUUUCCUGAAGAAAGGCCAAUUUCAAAAGCCUCUGAUUGUCUGUCAAUAAUGGAAGCUGGAAGUGAAUUGGUGAAAGUAAGGUCUCCCUCGAGACAAUACAAUCGUUUCUUUGCUCUAAGUGAAGACCGGUCCGAGCUUCGGUGGCAUUCAUCUUCAAAGAAACCGGAAAAAGCAAGAAUUUCUGUUGAGAGUAUAAAGGAAGUACGACUGGGGAAGACGACCGAGAUGUUCAGGUCUCAAAACAUGGCAAUGGAUUUCCCUGAAGAUUGCGCGUUCUCUGUGAUAUUUGGUGAAUCAUAUGAGACUCUGGAUCUAGUAGCUGCCACACCAGACGAAGCCAAUAUAUGGGUGACUGGUUUGUCUUAUCUUAUAGGAGGAAAUACAACACCGGAAGCUAUAGAAAGGAAUCAAGAAUUACGAGAUUCGUGGUUGAGAGAUAUGUUCAACAAAGCAGCUGGUGAUUCAUUAGGUCAGCUGGAUGAAUGUGAAGUCAUGCAGCUCAUGAAGAAACUUAACAACGGUGUCGCCUCAACUAGGAUUAGACACAAGUUUAGGGAAAUGACCCAACCUAGGAUGUACCAGGAGCCUGGGGAAGCCAGGCCUACUCUAUCAAGCAGUGAAUUCUUAGAAUUAUUCAAAGAGAUGUCAACAAGACCUGAAAUCUAUUUCCUACUUGUAAGGUACUCGAGUAGUGAAUUUAUGACAUUGGACGACCUCAUGAUAUUCUUAGAAGCAGAACAAGGGAUGACUGGUGUAACAAAGGAAAAAUGUCUGUCACUCAUACAACGCUAUGAAGUUUCUGAAGAGGGUCGUCAAAAGGGAUACCUCGGCAUUGACGGUUUCACAAGCUAUCUAUUAUCAUCAGAAUGUGAUAUCUUUGACAAUCUUCAACGGAAAGUUUGUCAGGAUAUGACCCAACCGUUAUCUCACUACUUCAUUGCUGCUUCUCAUAAUACGUAUCUAACUGAGGACCAACUUAAGGGGCCAUCCAGUGUAGCAGCCUAUGUGUCAGCAUUACAGAAAGGAUGCAGAUGGGUGGAAUUGGACGUAUGGGAUGGGGGCAACAAUGAACCUAUCAUCUACCACGGCCAUACACUCACAUCUAAAAUACUCUUCAAAGCAGCUAUUGAAGCGAUUAAUCAACAUGCGUUUGAAACGUCAGAGUAUCCAGUGAUUGUAUCGAUUGAGAACCAUUGUAGCGUUGAUCAACAGAGAGUAAUGGCCCACUAUAUCAAGUCUGUGUUUGGUGACAAGCUUCAUAGUGAGACGAUAGAUGAAGACCUUUCAUACCUCCCUUCACCUCAUCAACUGAAAGGCAAGAUUCUCAUCAAGGGUAAGAAGCUAGCUGAGGAUAUAGAAGGAGACGAAGGUGAAGUCACUGAUGAAGAUGAAGGAUCGGAUACAGACAGAGGAAAGAAGAUUAAAAAGGAUGGAGUGAAGAAGAGGCCAUUAAUAAGAGAGUUAUCGGACCUGGUUACACUAUGCAAAUCAAUUCGCUUUCCAGGAUUCAACGAAGCAAGACAGAAUCAGAGGUACUGGGAGUUAUGUUCGUUCGUGGAGAAUACAGCAGAGAAGUUUGCCAACAUGUGUCCUGAGGACUUUGUGAGUCACAACAAGAGUUUCCUAUCCAGGGUGUAUCCUAACGCAAACAGGGUAGAUUCAACCAACCUCAACCCGCAAGAUAUGUGGAAUGUUGGAUGUCAAAUAGUGGCUCUAAAUUACCAGACGCCAGGAUUAAUGAUAGAUCUCUAUGAUGGAAAGUUUCAGAUGAACGGCAGCUGUGGAUAUGUAUUGAAACCAGCUAUCAUGAGAGAAGAGAUUGCAUAUUUCAGACCGAACUCAUUUGACGUGAUUCCGGGAGUAUCGCCUCAGAUCCUUCACAUCAAGAUCAUCAGUGGCCAACAGUUCCCUAAACCAAGGGGAUCAGGAUCUAAAGGAGAUGUGAUAGAUCCAUACAUCUCUGUAGAGAUCUUCGGCAUACCAGCCGACUGCAGAGAGGAACGCACCAAGACGGUACCUCAUAAUGGUUACAACCCGAUCUUUGAUGAGAGCUUUGAGUUCUCCGUCAAUCUUCCAGAGUUAGCCUUGGUGCGUUUCGUGGUCCUAGAUGAUGACUUCAUAGGUGACGAGUUUAUUGGUCAAUAUACCAUACCAUUUGAAUGCCUACAACCAGGAUAUCGUCAUAUAACCCUCCUAUCAAACACUGGAGAACCAUUGAAACCUGCAUCUCUCUUUGUUCAUGUAGCAGUAACAAACAAGAGAGGAGGAGGGUGGCUUUCCCCUUGGGACUGGCAGAAACCAACAAAAAGAGGAAUGUCUGUGAAGAAAUCAAAGAAAUCUAGAGAGUAUACAAGGAUGAAACCCAUUGGAGUCAAGCCUGUCGAUGAUGCAUUCAAGACUGCAUUGCAACCGUUGCGAGAAGCUAUAGAUUUACGUGAGAACAUACAGUGUACGAUGUUGAGUUUCAAGGAGUCUUGUGGUUUGGCAACGAUGGCCAAUCUUAAGCAGUGUGUAAGAUCGUUGUUUAAUAGAUUAGCUAAGACCACGGAACAAGUAUCUAUAAUGGUGGAGUUGGAUGGGGACACGACGCUUCUCAGACUGGAGGGAAACGCUCCUAACGUACUACGGAAAGCAAUAAUGGCUUAUACCACACUUGUAGAGGAAUGCAAGAAGUUAACGGAGCAGGCUGAAGGGAUCUCUGUUAGGAUAGAUGAAUCUCACACGGCAGGAAUGCAAUACCAUGAUAAUCUGACUGAGCUGCUAAUUAAAGAAGGAAUCAAAGGACGCAAGCUAACGCGGUCUACCGAGAACUUUGCUUGGAACAUCCGUGUGUUAAAAGGUCAAAAGGAGGUCAUCUUGGGUGCUAAAGAUGAAUGCCAGGAAUGGAUGAAACAGGUGUAUGAGACAGCCACUUCUCUAAAGCAGUCACAUGUCGGUGAUAUACAAGAAGAAGAUGAAAGUAGAUGAUCAGGUCCUACCCAUAGGGGGCGGUCUUUGUGUCCGUGUUCUUUACUACAUAACCUAUGACCCUAGAAAUGAUGCGAUUGUGGUUAGGGAAAGCCCCUCUUUCGAUUGUUGUAAACUGCACGUGUCCAAUGGGUGAUUUCAAGUUCAGUGUUGACCUUUUGGUGUUGGUGUUGGCAUUCGGUCAAUAUUUUUUGGAAUAUAACACCAUACAUUAAAUGAUGAUGGUCCUCAAAAGUCACCCACUAGGUAGUGAGUUCUCAAUAGUGUGAUUUGGAUUAUUUGAGUAAACUCAUACCCUUUUCAUAAACCUAUCCUCCAAUUAGCCGCCUAAGAGUAAUGCGGAUAAUUCAAUAAAAAUUGCGUUCAU
Messenger RNA from Lytechinus variegatus (green sea urchin), 4014 nucleotides. Its product is annotated as inactive phospholipase C-like protein 2. Gene Ontology annotation, molecular function: phosphatidylinositol-4,5-bisphosphate phospholipase C activity. The record is from RefSeq and is a predicted model, not a curated record. The coding region runs from base 444 to 3647 and encodes 1067 amino acids. The transcript is spliced from 27 exons. Gene Ontology annotation, biological process: intracellular signal transduction; lipid metabolic process. NCBI's taxonomy places the organism in Eukaryota, Metazoa, Echinodermata, Echinoidea, Temnopleuroida, Toxopneustidae.